This is a messenger RNA of Lycium ferocissimum, 924 nucleotides long. RefSeq lists its product as uncharacterized. Bases 474 to 872 code for a protein of 132 amino acids. The transcript is spliced from 2 exons. Gene Ontology annotation, molecular function: protein dimerization activity. Lineage: Eukaryota; Viridiplantae; Streptophyta; Magnoliopsida; Solanales; Solanaceae. The record is from RefSeq and is a predicted model, not a curated record.
UUUAUUUUUCUACAGUUUUUGCCAAGGCUGUUAAGAUACAUUCUUACAUUAGUCAGAGGCCAUUAUUGUUGAACAUGAUGAGGAGAUACACAAACCAAAGAAAUUUGGUGAAACCAGCUAAGACAAGAUUUGUAACCGCUGUCAUGACUUUGCAAACUUUUUACUUGCAAAAGAAAAACUUGAGAACCUUGUUCAUGUCAACUGAAUAGAGUGAGAGUAUCUAUGCAAAGGAAGCUCUUGGGAAAGAAGUUGUGAGACAUAUUGUUGGUCCAUAUUUUUGGAAUGACUGUGUUCAAGCACUUAAAGUUGGUAAUCCUUUGGUUACUGUACUUCGUUUGGUGGAUGGGGAGAAACAACCACCAAUGGGCUACAUUUAUGAGGCCAUGGAUAGGGCCAAAGAAGCUAUUGAAAAGGCAUUUGAAAAAGAUAAGAGGAAAUAUGGGAAAGUUUUUUAAAGUGUUGAUAAAAGGUGGAUGGAUCAACUUAAUCAACCUUUGCAUGCAGCCGCGCAUGUUUUGAACCUCGGGUUCUUUUAUGUUAAAAAUGAGAAGAAGACUUUAGAUAGCAAAGUGUGGGCAGGAUAUCAUGCAUGUAUUACGAGGAUGGUGCCAGAUGAUGUCUUGCAAGACCAAAUAGGGGAGGAGCUUGGUAAGUACAUGGCAGCAGAUGAAACACUAGGAUUACUUCAAGCUGUUAGAGCCAGAACCAAAUUGUCACCACUUAAUUGGUGGAUGCAAUUUGGUCAUGGAGUUCCAAACUUGAAAGAAUUUGCUUUUAGAAUUCAAACUUUAACUUGUAGCUCAUCCGGAUGCGAGAGGAAUUGGAGUGUGUAUGAACAGGUGAAAAGCUAUAUUACAUUAUUAGUAAACUAAAGUGUAUCUCAAUUGUCCUAAGUACUCCUCUCAAUUACUUUCUACAACUAUG